GGCCUGGGGCUGCGCGAGCGCGAGCGCGAGCGCGAGCGCGGAAUUUGUGGCUGGACACCAAGAUGCCAGGAGAACAACAGACAGAGGAAGAGGAAGAAGAGAUGCAAGAGGAGAUGGUCCUGCUGGUGAAGGGUGAGGAAGAUGAGGGUGAGGAGAAGUAUGAAGUGGUGAAACUCAAGAUCCCCAUGGACAACAAGGAGGUCCCGAUCGAGGCCCCAGCGCCAUCUGCCGAUCCAGCACGCCCACACGCGUGCCCAGACUGCGGCCGUGCUUUUGCACGCCGCUCCACGUUAGCCAAGCAUUCGCGCACACACACGGGCGAGCGACCCUUCGCAUGCACCGAGUGUGGCCGGGGAUUUUCUCAGAAAUCGGCUCUGACAAAACACCGCCGCACGCACACCGGCGAACGGCCCUACAAGUGCCCCGAGUGCGACAAGCGCUUCUCGGCUGCCUCGAACCUGCGGCAACACCGGCGGCGCCACACUGGCGAGAAGCCUUACUUAUGCACUCACUGCGGUCGCCGUUUCGCGCAGAGCUCCAACUACGCACAGCACCUGCGCGUGCACACAGGCGAGAAGCCGUACGCUUGCCCAGACUGCGGACGUGCUUUUGGUGGCAGUUCGUGCCUGGCGCGCCACCGACGCACGCACACGGGCGAGCGGCCAUACGCAUGCGCUGACUGUGGUACGCGCUUCGCGCAGAGCUCUGCGCUGGCCAAGCACCGGCGUGUGCACACUGGAGAGAAGCCGCACCGUUGUGCCGUGUGCGGACGCCGUUUUGGCCACCGCUCUAACCUGGCGGAGCAUGCCCGCACGCACACAGGCGAGCGGCCCUACCCCUGUGGUGAAUGCGGCCGGCGAUUCCGCCUCAGUUCACACUUUAUCCGGCACCGUCGCGCGCACAUGCGGCGCCGCCUCUACAUCUGUGCUGGCUGUGGCCGAGACUUCAAGCUACCCCCGGGAGCUACAGCCGGCACUGCCACGGAACGCUGCCCAGAGUGCGAGAGUAGCUGAGCGCCUUUGAGGUCCUGUUCCCAUGGGGUGCCAGUGCCCAGCGUGCCCGUGUUCCUGUUCCGACUCCGAGGGUUGCAACCCUUAGGGGCAGUUAACCUGGGUGACUACUCCCCGCCACUCUGGUCUUGGAGAGGGUGGAAUGGCAGGCCUUGCUGGACGUUGGAGACAUGCGGAUCCCUGCAAACCGUGCCCACUUCUUCUCACUACAAAUCCUCAGCCCAUGUUAGUAAAUGAAGUAUUAUAUCCUCACCCAACCCAUGCCUGUGAAUGAGGUGGGUGGGGGAAGGAGCAAAGUUGGGGAUUUCCCCAGGCUGGCCGACUUAGGUGAAUUGUCAUGGAACCAAGCGGGGCUAUAAACCCAAAAGGGUUCCAGUACCGCUUUUGUGUGUGUGGUCAUAUAUGGAAUGGUCCACAAAUAUAGCACAGUUGUGAUCAAACAGGCACUACACUCAGAGUGUUGGUGAAAUACCAUGACAUCAUGGAACUCUGUGUGUAGUGGACAGACAAUAGUACU
Pteronotus mesoamericanus is the source of this 1527-nucleotide messenger RNA. RefSeq names its product zinc finger protein 771. Gene Ontology annotation, biological process: embryonic hindgut morphogenesis; embryonic pattern specification; regulation of transcription by RNA polymerase II. The transcript is spliced from 3 exons. NCBI's taxonomy places the organism in Eukaryota, Metazoa, Chordata, Mammalia, Chiroptera, Mormoopidae. The record is from RefSeq and is a predicted model, not a curated record. Bases 63 to 1013 code for a protein of 316 amino acids. Gene Ontology annotation, molecular function: RNA polymerase II cis-regulatory region sequence-specific DNA binding; DNA-binding transcription factor activity, RNA polymerase II-specific. Gene Ontology annotation, cellular component: nucleus.